Molecule: messenger RNA, 1270 nt
Organism: Dendrobium catenatum
Lineage: Eukaryota; Viridiplantae; Streptophyta; Magnoliopsida; Asparagales; Orchidaceae
Product: serine/threonine-protein kinase TOUSLED
Exons: 6
Coding region: 359-1255 (298 amino acids)
Biological process (GO): chromosome segregation; intracellular signal transduction; peptidyl-serine phosphorylation
Cellular component (GO): nucleus
Molecular function (GO): protein serine/threonine kinase activity; ATP binding
Source: RefSeq, a predicted model, not a curated record
AUGACUAGCUCUCGACACUUUAAACUUGUUUUUUGCAAAAAAAUUUUAACCCAUGCAGAUGCUGCUGUUGAUUUUUUUGUGCUAUCCUUAUUAAUUGUAGUCUUACUAACAUUAGAUGCAAUAGGUGUAGCAUGCUAAACUUUGUUGCGUUGAUGAAAAAACGCACCAUAAAAAUAUGUGGCAGCCCUUUCUAAUAGGAUAUUUAAAUAUUUGAAAUUAAAAUUAUUUUCUCUUAUAAUCUGAAUAUAUGAUUGAUUAGUUCAUAUAUUCUAAGAAACAUUUUUUAUUUGUUGGCUUUGCCACUCGUGAAAUAAUAUGUUGAAAUGCAGCGCCUGCUGGAACAUGGUAUUAAGCUUUUAUGUUUUCAUUUGUCAUAUAUCACAUAUCUAAAAUACAAUUCCAAUUAACUUCUAUCUCUAUCAUUAUUCUAAUGCAGCAACUAAAGGUGCUAUCUGAUCUUCUGGUAUCUGUCUCUAAAGUUGAGAGACAAGAAGCAAGGAUGAAAAUAAGGCAAGAAUCCUUGAGGCUGGGCAUUGUUAGUAUUAUCAGAGAAGGAACAGUCAUUUCAGAGAUUUGGGAGGAUGGUCAAAUGCUGAAGGAUAUUAAUGCUCAUCUGAAAUCUUUCAUUUUAUAUCUCCCAACCAUUUUUCUAUUCAUUUGUUAUUCAUUAGUGAUAAACUUUGUUGAAUUACGGUUCUACAUGACUUUUUUGUUUGUAGACAAGUGUGAUGGAAGUGAUAUUGAAACUGGAAUGUCAGAAGAAGAUUUUCUUAUACAAGAUGAAAUUUGCAAAUCACGCUUAGCAAGCAUCAGACGUGAGGAAGAAAAUUUUCUCAAAGAGAGGGACCGUUAUGAAUCGGAGAAGGCAAGGCUUAUUCGCGAAAUGAAGCGAGUAAGGGAUGAGGAUGGCUCACGCUUUAAUAAUUUCCAAGUUCUUAACCAACGAUAUGCUCUUUUAAAUCUACUGGGAAAGGGUGGCUUCAGUGAGGUUUACAAAGCUUUUGAUUUGGUGGAGAACAGAUUUGUUGCGUGUAAGCUUCAUGGUUUAAAUGUUCAGUGGAGUGAAGAGAAAAAACAGAGCUACAUACGCCAUGCAGUUCGGGAAUACAACAUACACAAAACACUGGUUCAUCCUCAUAUUGUGCAGCUGUGGGACAUAUUUGAGAUUGAUCAUAAUACUUUUUGUACUGUCUUGGAGUACUGCAGUGGUAAACUAGCUUUCAUUUUUACUGUUUUCGGCGAUUUCCUUAAAUAAAGCUGAUUGCUUUGU